This is a messenger RNA of Oryza sativa Japonica Group (Japanese rice), 2580 nucleotides long. RefSeq names its product 7-deoxyloganetin glucosyltransferase. Gene Ontology annotation, molecular function: quercetin 3-O-glucosyltransferase activity; quercetin 7-O-glucosyltransferase activity. The record is from RefSeq and is a predicted model, not a curated record. Lineage: Eukaryota; Viridiplantae; Streptophyta; Magnoliopsida; Poales; Poaceae.
CUUAGACAAAGUCAAAUAAGAGACAUGUUGCCAUUGCAUAAGUUUAGGUGAUAUCGCCAUCCAAGUGAUUGAGUAGUUGAUAUAGAUCACACCUAAAAUUCUAAAAUAGACUAGUUAUGCCAUUAGCCUCCAUGCACAAGCCAUAAAUAACUUGACUAGAUGGCCAGCUAAUUGAUUAGUAAACUAUUUAUAUAGGACUGUUGUUUUAAAAAAAAUACAGAUUUUGUUGUAGUACAUGGCGACUUUUUGUUUACUUCCUGAACAUCUUAAAAGUGAAUAUUUGGAGGAACACACUCUUAAAAAAACAUGAUUAUUCGCUACUUUCCAGUCGCAUAAACCUAGACGUUAAUUAUGAUGUUUUAGACUAGGUUGAAGUUAAACUUUUAUAAUUUUGAUUAUAAAUGACUUCAAAAAUACUUAGUUUAAAGGCACUAGAACAACAAAUAUAGUUGUAUAUAUAUCAUAGAAAAACAUAGUCAAAGAUAUAUUUCCGAGACUGUUAUUGUGCAACACGUCAAGGAUACCAUGGACAUUAAAAUAUAUAUUUAUGAUUAAAUAGGAGAGUGUAUUCUUCCUACAUCAAAAUUCGCACAAAAAGAGAACUCUAAGUUGCAGUGUUUCCCUAUCAAGUAUCAAUCGCGAGCUGCAUAACUUAUAUAGUGAUAAGGAGAAACCGAUGGGGAUUUAAAGGCUUGAUGCGAUGACGCUCUUGCAGGAGAAACCGAUGGCUCUCCCGCGUGUCUCGCGUGACGCUAUAAACAAACCGAAUAUACAAUGCGAGCAACGCAGCUAUAAAAGUUGGCGAACGACAUGUAGCAUGCAUUCCAAGCAGAGCCAGAACAGUGCGUGACACCGUAAUGCCGCCGGAGAAGCAGGACGCAACGAUGGCGAGGCGACAGCGCCACGCCGUGAUGAUCCCGUACCCGGCGCAGGGCCACAUCACGCCGAUGAUGAAGCUGGCCAAGCUGCUCCACGCGCGUGGCUUCCACGUCACCUUCGUCAACACCGAGUUCAACCACCGCCGCAUGCUCGCCUCCCGGGGCGCCGCCGCGCUCGACGGCGGCGUGCCGGGGUUCCGCUUCGCCGCCAUCCCCGACGGCCUCCCGCCGUCCGACGCCGACGCCACCCAGGACAUCCCCGCGCUCUGCCGCUCCACCAUGACCACCUGCCUCCCCCACGUCGUCGCCCUCCUCGCCGAGCUCAAUGACCCGACCUCCGGUGUGCCGCCGGUCACGUGCGUCGUGGCGGACGCCAUCAUGUCGUUCGCGUACGACGCGGCGAGGCGGAUCGGCGUGCCGUGCACCGCGCUGUGCACGCCGAGCGCCUGCGGCUUCGUGGGGUACAGCCACUACCGGCAGCUCGUGGAGCGCGGCCUCGUGCCGCUCAAGGACGCGGCGCAGCUCGCCGACGGGUACCUCGACACGGUGGUGGACGGCGCGCGCGGCAUGUGCGACGGCGUCCAGCUGCGCGACUUCCCCAGCUUCAUCCGCACCACGGACCGCGGCGACAUCAUGCUCAACUUCAUCAUGCGCGAGGCCGAGCGGCUCACCCUCCCCGACGCCGUCAUCCUCAACACCUUCGACGACCUCGAGCGGCCGGCGCUGGACGCCAUGCGCGCCAUCUUCCCUCCGGUCUACACCGUCGGGCCGCUCCCCCUCCACGUUCGCCACGUCGUCCCCAAGGGCAGCCCGCUGGACACAGCCAUCGGCUCGAACCUCUGGAAGGAGCAGGGCGGCCUCCUCGAGUGGCUCGACGGCCGUCCUCCGCGCUCCGUCGUGUACGUCAACUACGGCAGCAUCGCCGUGAUGACGAACGAGCAGCUCCUGGAGUUCGCCUGGGGCCUCGCCCACAGCGGCUACCCAUUCCUCUGGAACGUGCGCCCCGACCUCGUCAAGGGCGACGCCGCCGUGCUGCCGCCGGAGUUCCUCGCCGCCGUGGAGGGCCGCGGCAUGCUGACGACAUGGUGCCCGCAGGAGCAGGUGAUCGAGCACCCCGCGGUGGGUGUGUUCCUGACGCACUCCGGGUGGAACUCGACGCUGGAGAGCCUCGCCGCGGGCGUGCCGAUGCUGAGCUGGCCGUUCUUCGCGGAGCAGCAGACGAACUGCCGGUACAAGCGCACGGAGUGGGGCGUCGGGAUGGAGAUCGGCGGCGAGGUGGAGCGGAGCGACGUGGCCGCCACGAUACGGGAGGCCAUGGAGGGGGAGAAAGGGCGGGAGAUGCGGCGUCGCGCGGCGGAGUGGAAGGAGAUGGCCACGAGGGUGACGCUGCCCGGUGGAACCGCGGAUAUCAACUUGACAAGGCUUAUCGACGAGGUGCUGCUCAGUGGUGGGAAGAAGCGUCAAGCUUUGGACGCCCGUGACUGAAUCUAAAAGUUUACGAUAAUAUUGUGUUGGCAUGUUUAUAUUGAAAAGGUUUUCUUAAAAAUUAAUUUGAAUCGUAUAUAAUCUUACAAAAUAGCAGCAGUCCAGACAUCCAAUGGUCCACAGUGAGGAAGCACUAGAAGUGCGUGGUUAUGUAGCUCCAUUCACUAGGUUUAAAAUCGUAUUGUCGACAAUUCGACCUAUUCAUUUAUAUUUGUUA